AUGAGUCUGAACCGCUUUCUUCUGAACGCCUUCCAAGUCAGACGGGCUCCCACUCUUCAACGCACUUUCCACUCCACGACUCUAGCCACCAUGCCUCGCACCGCUGCGACAGAGAGCUUCAAGUUUAACCACACCAUGAUUCGUAUCAAGGACCCGAAGUUGUCCUUACCUUUCUACAUGGAUACCCUCGGCAUGGACCUCGUUUCUGAGCAAAACAUGGGUGACUUCACCCUUUACUUCCUUGCCUUUAAUUACGACGGGAUCGCCUCGCUCCCAGCUGAGCAGAAGGCUAAAGCUCGUUUCAACCGCGAGGGCAUCCUUGAGCUCACUCACAACCACGGCACCGAGUCCGACCCAAACUUCCAAGGCUACGCUAAUGGCAAUUCCGAACCUGGUAGGGGUUUUGGCCACAUCGCUAUUACCGUGAACAAUAUCGAGGAGGCAUGUGCACGUUUUGAAAGCCUCGGGGUUCCCUUCAAGAAGCGUCUCACCGAUGGUAAGAUGAGGCACAUUGCCUUCAUCUUGGAUCCCGAUGGCUACUGGGUGGAGGUUGUUCCUCAGUCCUUGAGCUUGUAG
This is a messenger RNA of Suillus plorans, 576 nucleotides long. RefSeq names its product Glyoxalase/Bleomycin resistance protein/Dihydroxybiphenyl dioxygenase. Lineage: Eukaryota; Fungi; Basidiomycota; Agaricomycetes; Boletales; Suillaceae. The record is from RefSeq and is a predicted model, not a curated record. The transcript is spliced from 6 exons. Gene Ontology annotation, molecular function: metal ion binding; lactoylglutathione lyase activity. The coding region runs from base 1 to 576 and encodes 191 amino acids.